This is a messenger RNA of Aspergillus campestris IBT 28561, 3291 nucleotides long. Its product is annotated as respiratory complex assembly protein Rmp1. The record is from RefSeq and is a predicted model, not a curated record. Lineage: Eukaryota; Fungi; Ascomycota; Eurotiomycetes; Eurotiales; Aspergillaceae. The transcript has 6 exons. The coding region runs from base 88 to 3282 and encodes 1064 amino acids.
GAUAAUUGGACCUAAUUCGGUUGAUAAAUUCAUGAGAGGCAGAUGCACGGAGUUGUAUAUCUCAGCUGGGUCUGAGAAUCAUCGAAUAUGCAGGCAUUUGUUCCGAAGAAUCGGAGGCCCCGGUUUGAAUUUAUAUUGAGGAUCAUCGACCUCAACAAUGUUCCGCUGGUGAGUGGGACGGCGUUUGUAAAAUGGCGCCUUCCUUCGUCAAAUGCGGCCGAACACCACGGGCAUACGGAUAAAGCAGUCAUCCUGGACCACCGAGCGUCGUGGCAUUACGAGAGAGCACUACAGGUCCGGCUCACCAUCGACCGCAACCAGAGCCUUCAUGAGUGCGAGGUACACUUCGACGUCAUCCAGGAAUUUGCGACGGGUGGUCAUAAUGAUAAGGAUUUGCUCGGGAGGAUCAGACUCAACUUGGCCGAGUAUGUCGACAAGAGUGAUGACGACGAAGGCAUCGUACGACGUUACUUGAUGCAAGAUAGCAAGAUCAACAGUACACUUCGCAUUGGGAUCGUCAUGCGGCAGGUAGAGGGAGACAGGAACUUCACUACCUAUGGUUUUCGGGGCAUUACAGGUGUUGUUUCCUCGGAACAAGGGGACCCUGAUGACCUAGGCCGACAACCAUCCAUCUACACCCAAACCCGGGAGGCUGCAGAUCUACAAGACAUGUACCGUCGGACUUUGGCAGCGUCCUGGAACUCCCGGUCAGACGACCUGCCUGCCGACAAGUUGAUCGAAGAGUUAUUCUCCGGAGGCGUCUCCUGGAGCAGUGACACUCGUGAUCCCCCAGUUGGAAAACAGACGAACGACGAUCAGCGCCUAAGCGGCGAGACAAGAGCCAAGCGGACUAGCUCUGGGAACCGACUGUCACCCAGCUUCGAAAGACGGCCCCGAAGCGCGUCAAGCAUGCAUGCACUUCGAAACGAUGCGAAAAGCUUACAAGAAAUCUCCUUGGGUAUGGACCGCUCCAGCAAGGGUGAAAGCAUCGAACAGAAGCUCUAUGAUAGUGGCAAAGGAAAGGCCUGGAAGAGCCGAAGAAAUGAACACGAAGUGUCCGAGUUUGACGUCCGUGAAGACCUGAGGAGUUGGGCAAACACCGCCAGCGAUUCUUCCGACCGACCGCCACGGCCUCGCUCGCGCAAUGAUCGCAGACCGCAGUCGGAAAAUAAGAGUCGACAAAGGGAUCAGAGCAAAAGAGUGCCCAUUGAGGUGACUUCGCUAGGAAGACCUGGUGAGGUGGUGGUCCUCCCGGAACGAACACGGCGUCGCCGCCAGCCUGCCCCAGUCGAACAAGAACCCAAGGAUGGGACCGAGGACACCGACCUCCCAUUUUUCUUGGAAGAGAUAGACAACGAUGAUGGGCUUGACGCGAUCGAGCGCAUUGAGUCUUUCCGUUCGGCACACCAACCCGGGAAUAAAUUGUCUGGCGCCGAGUGGGAGGAUCUCAGAAAGGACAUCCAGGGCUCAUUCACAUCGCAGCAGUUAUCCGAUUAUCUUGAGGAGUUAUCUCGCGGUGUCUCAGAAUUCAGCGGUGGACAGCAGUCAAGCGAGGGGACAGACGCCGGCGCAUGGAGGCCUGGGAUCUCAGCGUUUGUGGAAAUGGGACCGGUCUCGCAGGAGGGUGUCGCGGAUAGGAUUGCGACGUCACAAGGCAUGAAGGGUAAAGAACUUCUUGUGGAAAAGAUUCUCCGUGACUACUGGGGUCUUGGUGUGGCCGGUGAGCCUGGACAGCUGGACGUCCGUCUCCCUGCCCACUCUUUAUCGCUACUUUUGAAUGCGAAAACCUUCUCCUUUGGAGAGGUGGCGAGUCUCCAUGAAGCGAAGAUCGAUAUCACACAUUCGCUUGGUCUUGUGAGGAUCACCGGGGAUCAAGAAUCCUGCGAAUCGAUCCGUGAAAUCAUAUGCGACACCAUGGCCAGGAUCCGGCACGAGGGUAUCGAUUUAUACCAGGAUAAGGUUGGAGUCAAAGGCAAUGGCCGCAUCUUCAGCGCAGAUUUCUUAUCGUGGGUCGGUAAGACUUAUGGGGUCGCCUUUGAACUGGGGUCGUCGAACGUACCGGUCAAAUUGUAUUACCUGGCCGAGAAUCAGAGUGGGCCCGAUGAUGCUCGAAGGACCCUGAAUCUCGCAAUUUAUGAUGCUGCAUCUUCGUCGAUACCAUUUGGCACCUACUUGUCCGCAUCCGAGCCUGCGGAUGUCCAACCCGUCGACCCGGAGAACAACACAUCCUGGCCCAAUCGUCAGAAAGAGUGGUUUCGCUGGGGCGUGCCCUCUACUGAGCCUUCGGAGAGGAGGGUAUUUGACACUCCUCUAUUUGAUAACCACGAGACGCGCCUCUCUGUUGAACUUUUGAAAUUGCUUCGGCGAGGAACUCCCGGCGCUCCCCAGGACGGGUCUACCGCAGUCCGAGAGGCUGUAACAGCGGCCGUUGGGAAGUGUCUCUUCCAACACAAAUCGCCGUUCGAUAACCAACUGGCUACCCCCUCUCAACUUGGCAAAAUGGCCCUUCCCCGCAUCUUUUCCACAGACAUUCCUCGCGUGCCGUCUUUUCUCGGAUCGUUGAGGCCCCUCGAGUCCUCGCGGAUCCACCGCUUCCGGCUGGUCCCGUCGGCUAUACACCAAGGCGUCUUUCCGCAGCUAGAGUUAGAAGCCACGAUGAAAGCGCCGCUCGACGAAUCCCAUACAGGGCUAGAAAUUGCCGUGUCCUCCGCGCAGGCUGUGAUGUCCCAGAACAGCGUGGACUACCUGCUGCCAGAGAGUGGACUGGAUCUACGGUUCACGCGGAAGUUGACGCGCGACAUAUCGGAAGAGUGCGGCGAAGGUCGCUCGCUCGCCGGGCUCGAGGGUACUCUACAAGGUCUCCUCGCCAAGAGCCAGGGUUUCGAUGAUGUGCUUCUUCCAAUAUUCUACCAGAUCACUCUCCCCAACCGAUUCUUGAACCGGACGGAGCCAGGUCAGGAUGCGAACGGACACACCACUGGGGAGUACAUGUUCAUGCCCGUCGACGACAUCCGAGCCACCCGCAUCCAGCAGUAUGAUUUCCAGAACCAACAACUGAGCUACUCUUAUUACGAGAGUGGUCCGUUCUUGGCACACCACACUACCGAUUUGUCGCUGGACAUGGAUCUAACGGGCGGGUCCGAAUCGGAAUCUCCCAGUCCAUCGGAGUCGUCUGAGACUGGUGACGCGGCGCCACAGACUGUGGAGGAUAAGUUCGACUCAUUCUACAGCGCCUCGUGCUCGCUGGCGUUCAAAGUGGACCGCGCCUGGCGAUUACUGUAGCCUGACAGG